GUCCCACAAUGCAUUGUAGUUGGUCAAAACAUUUGCUAGGCUAAUCAUAGCAUCGAGCUAGCGACCACAUAACGCACAGUAAUAACGAUAUUACACUGCUUAAGAUCUAUUACCGGCGUCCGAUUACAGUGACCGCAAGAUUUGUAGAUCUGAAGUGUUUGCUUGGUUUGUUAUUAAUUCGUUGCGGCUGCGUUUUAUUAGGUCAUCCAUUGAGGAAACGCAGGACUCCGGACAGGAGGAGUUGUUUGUUGUGCUCUGAUACACUCCACUCAGGUUCCCAUGAUGGACCAAGAGUAUGAACGUCGCUUGCUCAGGCAAAUCAACAUCCAAAAUGAAAAUACCAGUCCCAUUAAAGUGACCGAGGUGAUUAGGCACAUGACUCCCACGAACUCCCCACUGUCAUCCCCAAGCAAGCACGGAGACAGGUUCAUCCCAGCACGGGCCGGUGCCAACUGGAGCAUCAACUUCCACCGAAUCAACGAAAACGAAAAGUCCCCAAGUCAAAACAGAAAAACGAAGGAAGCAACCUCAGAUAAUAGUAAAGCGGAUGGGCUGGCCUACUCUGCCCUGCUGAAGAACGAGUUGCUGGGAGCGGGGAUAGAGAAGGUUCAGGACCCCCAGACGGAGGACAGGCGCCUGCAGCCCUCCACGCCCGAGCGGAGAAGCCUCUUCACGUACUCUCUUAGAACGAAGAGGGCGUCUUCACCCGAUGAUGGCAACAUCUCCCCGUACUCCUUAUCCCCUGUUAGCAUCAAGAGUCAAAAGUUGCUACGGUCACCCAGGAAGCCUACCAGGAAGAUCUCCAAGAUUCCGUUCAAGGUCCUGGAUGCCCCAGAGCUCCAGGAUGACUUUUACCUCAACCUGGUCGAUUGGUCGUCCCUGAACGUGCUGAGCGUGGGCCUGGGCACCUGUGUCUACCUCUGGAGUGCCUGCACCAGCCAGGUAACUCGUCUGUGUGAUCUGUCAGUGGAGGGGGAUUCGGUCACUUCGGUUGGCUGGUCGGAACGAGGUAAUCUGGUGGCGGUGGGGACUCACAAGGGCUACAUCCAGAUCUGGGACGCGGGAGUGGGGAAGAAGCUGUUCGCCCUGGAGGGACACACAGCCAGAGUUGGCGCGCUGGCGUGGAACGCGGACCAGCUGUCGUCAGGCAGCCGGGACCGUAUGAUCCUCCAGAGGGACAUACGGACUCCGCCCCUGCAGUCGGAGCGCCGCCUGCAGGGUCAUCGCCAGGAGGUCUGCGGCCUGAAGUGGAGCACGGACCACCAGCUGCUGGCGUCGGGGGGCAACGACAACAAGCUCCUGGUGUGGAACCAUUCCAGCCAGAACCCGGUCCAUACGUACACCGACCACGUGGCGGCGGUGAAGGCUAUCGCCUGGUCCCCCCACCAGCACGGGCUACUGGCCUCCGGCGGGGGCACGGCUGACCGCUGCAUCCGCUUCUGGAACACCCUGACAGGCCAGCCCCUGCAGUGCAUGGACACAGGCUCCCAGGUCUGCAACCUGGCCUGGUCCAAACACGCCAACGAGCUGGUGAGCACGCAUGGCUACUCCCAAAACCAGAUCCUAGUGUGGAAGUACCCGGCUCUGACCCAGGUGGCCAAGCUGACCGGACACUCCUACAGGGUCCUCUACCUGGCCAUGUCACCUGAUGGAGAGGCCAUUGUCACCGGAGCCGGUGACGAGACACUUCGCUUCUGGAACGUAUUCAGCAAAACACGAUCCACCAAGGAAUCCGUGUCGGUGUUGAACCUGUUCACCCGGAUACGGUGAUGGGAACCUGGGAUGAGACUGUUGCUCAUGGAACUGUUUGAAAGUCAACGUCAGCACUGAACAAACACUAGCUCAACACACUACCAAGACCCCACCGUCAUGGACAGACAAGCUUUAGAGAAAAGAACAAACCACACUGUUUUUGCCAGUUACGCCUAGGCAUAGUGAGCAAUGGAUCUUUGCUCAUUGAUAAACAUAUUGAAUGUUGUUGUUUUUUAUGUGCAUAUUUUCCCCUCAUGUUUUAUAUUAAUUAUAUAUAUUGCAUUCAGGGUUAUGAACAUGUUUAGCCUUAAAGUGCAAUGUAUACGAA
This is a messenger RNA of Hypomesus transpacificus, 2080 nucleotides long. RefSeq names its product fizzy/cell division cycle 20 related 1a (gene fzr1a). The transcript is spliced from 14 exons. Gene Ontology annotation, biological process: positive regulation of anaphase-promoting complex-dependent catabolic process; positive regulation of ubiquitin protein ligase activity; anaphase-promoting complex-dependent catabolic process. NCBI's taxonomy places the organism in Eukaryota, Metazoa, Chordata, Actinopteri, Osmeriformes, Osmeridae. The record is from RefSeq and is a predicted model, not a curated record. The coding region runs from base 280 to 1770 and encodes 496 amino acids. Gene Ontology annotation, cellular component: anaphase-promoting complex. Gene Ontology annotation, molecular function: ubiquitin ligase activator activity; anaphase-promoting complex binding; protein binding.